CCAGUCGUUCUAUUGUCUCACACAAGUCGACUGCGUCGUAGCACAUGGUAGAUUAUCUGGAUUCGUGUCCCUGCUAUUAUCUUCGACAUGACGAGACAAAAUGAGCCUAUGCAGGAGCAGGAGCUUAUAGAAAUACCAAAUGGAAGCGUCACUACUGGGCUUCUGGAUUUCGAAAUUCCAAGGUUGGAGCGCGCGCAGCCCCUCAAUGAGCCAAACUCAAAAUAUCGAGAUUUUUUCAAACAUAUCGGAUUUCAGCUGCCAGACUAUAUUACCGGUAGCGCUUUCUCUUGGAGAUCACCAAAAGAGCAUCCGAAAGUCGCUGCAUAUAAAAGCCGGCGCAUAGCAGCCUUAAACAGUCUGCUUCACUUUAUCCCAGUGAGCGGUGCUCUCGUCCUCCUGGUUUUGUUCUGGACACAAUGCUGGGUCGGCGGUAACUCUGAUAACGGAACAUCUCUACAAUUUGCUGCUAAGCUACACGAGUUGCUAAUGCAAGCGUCACUUGUUGAUAUCUUGUUACAUGUUAUUCGCUUCCAGGCCAUCAGCGGUUAUAUACCAUUAGGCGCACUCUCAGGAGCUGCGAAAGCUCCUCAGUUGUCCUACUUAUGGUCACUAGACUUCUUUUCAGCUAUUCUUAGUCCAGCUUUUAGUGCACGACGUAAAGUGGCAUUCACCUUAUCAACAUUGGGUUUACUGUUGAUGACGGCAGUCGUCGGUCCGUCAUCAGCUGUGUUGAUGAUUCCUCGACCUGAUAUGCCACAUACAAAUCGAACCGUCGUACGCUAUUCCAACGUGACAGAAUCUUCGAUAUUCCCUGUUCAAAUUGACAACCACACUGCAGGUGGUGUGAUGAAUAUCACAAGAUCGAACGAGCUCUCACGAUCAAGUUAUGUGGACGUCAAUACAGCUGAUGGACUGCGGACCAACGGGUACUCUUGGGGCAGUGACUACAACCUUCAUUUCGACAUCGGACGAUUCCUUCGGACUGCGUACCAAGUCUCCUUAGAUUCCAAUUCGACCUUGGGAAACUACAUCGCAACAAUCCCAACAAUCUUAAGCGCAUUGAAUCUGCUUGUCAAUAGUCCUUUCAGCAGAGAGGAUGGAAAUAACGACGGGCCUUACAUCACUAGAGCAAAAUCUUUCAACGCAAGAUGGACAACUUACACAUCGCAGCCAUUUGUGAUGGUCAAAUGUUCAUACAUGCAAUCGGCAAAAUACGUUGAGAACGUGUAUUACAUUCGAGACGAUGAUUCGCAAAGUCCAUUACAUGAUGCAGCCAACGUACUGGGACCCUAUCUAAGGAAAUACGCGAACCGGAUCGACGCUAAUGUGUCCACUAUUCCACCGCUGUGGAUGACAUCCCCUGACAGCUCAAAAAAUCUACUUAUGGUGUAUCUUGCUUUUCCAGAGGCCAACUGGCUUUCAACAUGCACGGUAGCUGCAUUCUGGCAUAAAACUUCUACAACCAUGGUUCUUUUGAACUCAGACAUUACGAUACAGACUAAGCCACUGGAGAGCGGGGAAUAUCUAGUGAAGAGUAGCAUGACAGAGAUUGUCAUUGAUGCUGGCUUCGUGUCUUCGCUAGGCCUGCCCUGCACAAAGUUGAAUUCAGGAGAUAUCCAUAAUCUAGCUUUGUGUUUCGCCGCUGCUCUCUCCUGGAUUCCCGCUUCGGUGCGGCUCGCAAGCGGGGAUUUUGGUAUAAAUUACGAGUUAUACAAAGGGUACAAUGGAUCCGAGCUGAACGACUCCUCAAGACUGUCCACGUUCAAACUUAUCGAAACAAUCGACGGUUAUGGUUACGGGGCAACCGAUACAUCCAUCCGCCUCUCCGUCGCCGUCAUACUCACUUACUGCAUCAUCACUAUCGUUUACGUCUCCUAUAUAAUCAUUACUGGUCACACAUCUAUAGCCUGGGAUAGCGCGACCGAACUUAUUAUGUUAGCUCUUCAAUCUAAGGAACCUGCCGGCCUCGGGCACAUCUCUGUAGGUCUAGACUCGAUGGAAACCUUUCGCAAAAGCGUCGGAAUUAGGGUCAGCACUCUAGACAAUGGUAGUACAGGCCAGCCAGUUGAGAAACUGGAAUUGGUAUUUGAGGACGAUGAGGAGGCUGAAAAGAGGGGGUUGUUAAAGAUUGAACUCGGUAAAGCGUACUGAAUGUGGGUAAGUGAAAGAUGUGCCAAGAUUAAUAACAUUGUUUUUAUUAUAAACUGC
Messenger RNA from Cucurbitaria berberidis CBS 394.84, 2208 nucleotides. RefSeq lists its product as uncharacterized. Lineage: Eukaryota; Fungi; Ascomycota; Dothideomycetes; Pleosporales; Cucurbitariaceae. The record is from RefSeq and is a predicted model, not a curated record. The coding region runs from base 88 to 2151 and encodes 687 amino acids. The transcript has 3 exons.